This is a messenger RNA of Monosiga brevicollis MX1, 1597 nucleotides long. RefSeq lists its product as uncharacterized. Gene Ontology annotation, molecular function: RNA polymerase II cis-regulatory region sequence-specific DNA binding; DNA-binding transcription factor activity, RNA polymerase II-specific. Lineage: Eukaryota; Choanoflagellata; Craspedida; Salpingoecidae. Gene Ontology annotation, biological process: regulation of transcription by RNA polymerase II. The record is from RefSeq and is a predicted model, not a curated record. Bases 383 to 1597 code for a protein of 404 amino acids. The transcript is spliced from 4 exons.
CUUGUCGCUCCUCCUCUUACACACUUAGCAUCCUCUUGUCGCCACUGCACCAUCGUCCUGUGUGACACUUCAUUCCCGGAUCCCACAAGUGUGUGUCAUUUUCUCCCAGUCAGACUCCUCCUUAGCACCGAGACCGCAGCCGACACACUCUUGACGGUGUGGCGCUCCUUGGACCCUGCCGCCCGGCCACGCUGUUGUGUUCAAGGCGAUCUUUGCUUCGGACAAACGCACACUCGUACACGCACAUACGCACUGCCCUGGCAGCCGCAUCGGACACCAAUACCCCUCCCUCCUGCCAUCAAGUUCAAGUCGUUGUGGGUGCUUAAUGCCUUCCCACCUUUGGCCAGCAAUCCAAUGCUGAGCCUCCCGCCACGCUGCACCAAUGAAUGUCAUGGAUCCCGGAGGCUUGCCGCCAUCGGGUCACAGCUCCCACGCCAAUGCCAUACCCCAAAUGCCUUUUGCAGGCUUUAACCCCAUGCCCGGCAUGGCAGUGACAACAACAACCGCAGCCUCGCUGGCUAGCACCCCAACUUCCACCGUUCCCCCUACCCCUUUCAACUGGUUCGCCGCCAACAUGCCGUUGAUGAUGGGCCAAUCCUUGACUCCGGAUGCGUUUGCCCUCGCCCUCCAACAACAACAACAACAACAACAACAACAGCAGCAGCAGCAGCAACAGCAGCACAACAAUCAGCAGUAUGAUCAACAACAGAAUCAAGCACACGCACAAGCUCAAGCCGCCAUGAUGGCCUCGUUUGGCACCAUGCCUUGGAUGUACAUGCCCUUUCUCAUGAACUCUGACGGGUAUGCCGCACUCACAAAACAGAUGCAACCCAAUCACAUUGCCAGUGGACUCCCCUUCAGCGGGUCAAUGCCCACCUCGCCUCAGCAUGGCUCUCCAGUUCUCGGCCAAAUUGGCGCCAAUGCACUCACCAAGGAUCAGCCCGCAGCGAAACGCGCCCACAAAGAGCACUCAAGUGCAACAGACUCACAUGGCUCCAAAGCAGCAGCUGCAGCACUUCUUGCUGCAGCCGCGGCGCACGGCGAGCGCAAAGGCCUGUCAAGGGCUCAGCCUCAAACCGCCACCGCAGUCACAUCCACGAUCAAGCCAACUGUUCCCCCACGAAAGCGCCGACGGCGGAAACCAAAGGCUUGCCAUAUUUGCGGUCGCAUGUUUAGCAACUCCUCCAAUCGAGUGCGGCACAUGCGAAUUCACACCGGUGAAAAACCUUACAAGUGCGAGUGGUGCGACCGCACGUUUGCCAACUCGAGCAACCGUCGCAAGCAUGAAGCGUCUUGUGCCAAAGCCACAGGCUCCACUGCAAGCGGGGAGGUUGCGCCGGACGCAGCCAGCUCUGCUACUCGCAGGCGGAAGCUUCAGGAUCAGCUCACAGGCCGACGGGACAAGGAGGAGCAGGACAAGAUCGCCAAGGAAGAAGAUGACGAUGAGUUUUCGAGCGAAGCCAGCCUCGAGAACGAGAAUGCAGAGGAGGACGAGGACAAGAGCGGAGAGGAGGAUGAGGAUGACGAACCCGAGGCCAAAGCGGAAGCAAGAAUGCAGCAGCCCACAAAGCGAACAUCGUCAAGCCCAACCCCGUGA